UCCUGAAGAAUCAGUCCCACCCACAAAGAUGUGGGCUCAACUCCUUCUAGGAAUAUUGGCCCUAUGGCCAGCUGCGGCAGAGAAACUCCUCCCAAACUACCUGGUGACAUUACCUGCCCAGCUUGUGUUCCCCUCUACUCAGAAGGUUUGUUUGGAUCUGAGUCCUGGGUACGAUGCUGUAAAGUUCACUGUCACUCUGGAGACCAAGGACAGGAUCCUCACAUUGUUGCAACAGUCUGGACUGAAGACACGACACUUACAUUGCAGGUCCUUUUUGGUACCACUUCCUGCGGAUGGGAGAGAAGAAGUGGCCACCGUCCGGGUGUCGGGAACUGGAAAGGGCAUCAGCUUUGAGGAGAAGAAAAAGGUUCUAAUUCAGAGGCAGCAGAAUGGCCUCUUUAUACAAACUGACAAACCUGUGUACAACCCAGGGCAGAAAGUGCAACUCCGCAUUGUCACUUUGACCAGCAGCUUCAUUCCAGUGAAUGACAAGUACUCCUUGGUGGAACUGCAAGAUCCAAAUAACAACAGGAUUGCACAAUGGCUGGAUGUGGUGCCCAAGCAAGGCAUUGUAGACCUGUCCUUCCAGCUGGCGCCGGAGGCGACGCUGGGCACCUACAGAGUGGCUGUGAAUGGGGGCGAGGGCGAGAGCUUUGGCACCUUCAGUGUGGAAGAGUAUGUGCUGCCCAAGUUUAAGGUAGAAGUAGUGGAACCCAAACAGUUAUCAACAGUGGAAGACUCUUUCUUAGUGAAAGUUUGUUGCAGGUACACCUACGGGAAGCCCAUACUUGGGAUAGUGCACGUAUCCGUGUGUCAAAAGGCGCAUACUUACAGGUUUCGAGGGCCAGAAUGGGAACAGCUACCUGACAGAUGCAGGAACAUCUCUGGUUGGGCUGACAAAGCAGGAUGCCUCUCGGCUUCUGUGGACAUGUCCACCUUCAACCUCACUGGGUAUCUUUACAGGCAAGACAUCAAUAUUGUGGCCACGGUGGUGGAAGAAGGGACAGGAGUGGAGGCCAAUACCACUCAGGAUAUCUACAUUUCUUCAGAAGCGGGAUCAAUGACCUUUGAAGACACCGAUAAUUUUUAUCAUCCCAAUUUCCCCUUCAGUGGGAAGAUAAGAGUCAGGGGCCACAAUGGCUCCCUCCUCAAGCAUCAUUCAGUGUUCCUGUUGAUUCACGACAUCCAUGGAACCAUCAUCCAGACCCUGACUACUGACAGCGAUGGCCGUGCUCCCUUCCAGCUGGAUACGGCUCAUUGGAAUGGGAGAGACGUUUCUCUGGAGGGAAGGUUCCAGUUGGAAGAUUUGCCAUAUGAUCCAGAACGAGCCCCUCGUUAUUAUCGCAACGCCCACCUGCACCUGCAGCCCUUCUACAACACAACCCGCAGCUUCCUGGAUAUUAACCAGCUACAUGGCAUCUUGGAAUGUGGCCGGACCCAGGAGGUGCUGGUAGAUUACUACAUAGACCCAGCGGAUGUGAACCCUGACCAGGAAGUCGUCUUCUCCUACUAUUUAACAGGGAAAGGAAAUUUGGAGCUGGAGGGGCAGAAACACCUGAACCUGAACUUUAAGAAGAAAGGACUGAAGGGCUCCUUCUCUCUCCCACUGACUUUCAAUUCCAGACUAGCCCCUGACCCUUCCCUGGUGGUUUAUGCCAUUUUUCCCAGUGGAGGUGUGAUAGCGGACAAAAUUCAGUUCUCCGUGGAGAUGUGCUUUGACAAUCAGGUUUCCCUCGGCUUCUCACCUUCCCAGCAGCUUCCGGGAGCAGAUGUGGACCUGCAGCUGCGGGCAGCUCCCGGGUCCCUGUGUGCGGUCCGGGCCGUGGAUGAGAGUGUCUUGCUGCUUAGACCAGAGAGCGAGCUGAGCAACAGAUCCGUCUAUGGGAUGUUCCCCUUCUGGUAUGGUCACUACCCCUACCAGGUGGCUGAAUAUGAUGAGUGUCCAGUGUCUGGCCCGUGGGACUUCGCACGACCCCUCGUGGCUCCAGUGCCUGAGGAGCGCUGGAGCAGGCCUUCCGUCCUGUGGAGGCCUUGGUUCUCCGAAGGCACAGACCUCUUCAGUUUUUUCCAGGACAUGGGCCUGAAAAUACUGUCCAAUGCCAAAAUCAAGAAACCAGUAGAGUGCAGUCACCGGCCUUUAGCAGAAUACAGCCAUGCUACGGGUAGAGGACCUGGUUUUGCUCGUCCAACAGCUUUUACAACAACUUCAGUUCAGGAGGUGGAUUCUCAGGUUCGACAGUACUUCCCAGAGACUUGGAUUUGGGACCUAUUUCCUGUUGGCAACUCGGGGAAGGAGGCUAUUCAAGUCACUGUCCCUGAUACCAUCACCACGUGGAAGGCCAUGACUUUUUGCACUUCCCAGUCCCAUGGCUUUGGUCUCUCACCCACUGUGGGACUGACUGCCUUCAAGCCAUUCUUUGUGGAUCUGACUCUCCCUUAUUCAGUGGUUCGCGGAGAAUCCUUUCGUUUGACCGCCACCAUCUUCAAUUACCUAAAGAAGUGCAUCAGGGUUCAGACCAACCUGGCUAAAUCAGAUGAGUACCAGGUGGGAUCAUGGCCAGACUCGCAGGCCUCCAGCUGUCUCUGUGCUGAUGAAGCAAAAUCCUAUCACUGGAACAUCACAGCUGUCAAACUGGGUCAUAUAAACUUCACUAUCAGUACUACGAUUCUGGACAGCAGUGAGCUCUGUGGGGGCCAGAAGGGGUUUGUUCCAGAGAAGGGCCGGAGUGACACACUCAUCAAACCAGUUCUGGUCAAGCCCGAGGGAGUCCUUGUGGAGAAGACACACAGCUCACUGCUGUGCCCGAAAGGAAGCGUGGCUUCAGAAUCCAUCUCCCUGGAGGUCCCUGUGGAUGUCGUUCCUGAUUCAGCUAAGGCUUAUAUUACUGUUCUGGGAGACAUCAUGGGCACGGCCCUGCAGAACCUCGACAAGCUGGUGCAGAUGCCAAGUGGCUGCGGGGAGCAGAACAUGGUCUUGUUUGCUCCCAUCAUCUACGUCUUGCAGUACCUGGAGAAGUCCGGGCUGCUGACUGAGGAAAUCCGCUCUCGGGCCGUGGGUUACCUGAAGCUAGGGUACCAGAGGGAGCUGAUGUACAAACACAGCGACGGCUCCUACAGUGCCUUUGGGGAGACGGAUGGAAGUGGAAACACAUGGCUGACAGCCUUCGUCACCAAAUGCUUUGGCCAGGCUCAGAAAUUCAUCUUCAUUGAUGACAAGAACAUUGAGGAUGCUCUUAAGUGGAUGGCGGGAAACCAGCUCUCCAGCGGCUGCUAUGCCAACGUGGGAAAGCUCUUUCACACAGCUAUGAAGGGUGGAGUUGAUGACGAGGUCUCCUUGACUGCCUACAUCACGGCCGCAUUGCUGGAAAUGGGAAAGACCAGAGAUGACCCAAUGGUGAGUCAGGGCCUGCAGUGUCUCAAGAAUUCUGCUUCCUCCACUACCAGCCUCUACACACAGGCUCUGUUAGCUUAUACUUUCUCCCUGGCUGGGGAAAUGGACCUUAGAAACAUGCUUCUUGAAAAGCUAGACCAACAGGCUAUCAUCUCAGGAGAGUCCAUUCACUGGAGCCAGAAACCUACCAGGUCAUCAAAUGCCAGCCCUUGGUCUGAGCCUGAGGCUGUAGAAGUGGAACUCACAGCAUAUGCAUUGUUGGCCUGGCUUAGCAAAGCUGAUCUGACUCAAAAGGAGAUAGCCAAGGCCACGGGCAUAGUGGCUUGGUUGACUAAGCAGCAAAAUGCGUAUGGAGGCUUCUCUUCCACCCAGGAUACUGUAGUUGCUCUGCAAGCUCUUGCCAAAUACGCCGCUACUGCCUACGAGCCAUCUGAGGAGGUCACCCUGGCAGUAAAAUCCACUCCGAAUUUCCAGCGUACUUUCACUGUUCACGCCGCCAACCGGUUGGUGUUUCAGCAGGAGUCUCUGCCCAGGAUCCCUGGAGUGUACACUGUGGAGGCCUCAGGCUUGGGCUGUGUCUAUGUACAGAUGGUGCUGAGAUAUAAUAUUCUCCCUCCUAAAAGUGUGGAGGCCUUUAGGCUUAGUGUGGAAAUAGGGAAAGAUCAAUGCAAGCAGCAAACUUCACCUCGAUCCUUGGCUCUGACGGUCCACACCAGUUAUGUGGGGAGCCGCAGCUCUUCCAAUAUGGCCAUCGUGGAAGUAAAUAUGCUUUCGGGGUUCAGUCCCAAGGAAGGGACCAAUCUGUUACUUCUCCAGCAACCACUGGUGAGGAAGGUUGAAUCUGGAAAUGACAUACUCAACAUCUACCUGGAAGAGCUCAGUAAGGAGACUCAGACCUAUACCUUCACCAUCAGCCAAAGUGUGUUGGUCACCAACCUGAAACCAGCAAUCAUCAGAGUCUAUGACUACUACCUGCCAGAUGAACAAGCAACAAUUCAGUAUUCUGAUCCUUGUGAAUGAGGAUAGAAGACGGAAAGAGACUAAAUUAAUCCUCCACGACAUUACUGGACAACAUUCUUCUGCCUCUUUAAGCAGAACUCAUUCAGUCAAACAAUGUGACCUCUCUUGCUGAAAAACAAAAUACAACCAAUUAAAUUUGAA
Messenger RNA from Phacochoerus africanus (Common warthog), 4552 nucleotides. It is a transcript of the gene A2ML1, whose product is annotated as alpha-2-macroglobulin like 1. Gene Ontology annotation, molecular function: endopeptidase inhibitor activity. Gene Ontology annotation, cellular component: extracellular region. The transcript has 36 exons. The record is from RefSeq and is a predicted model, not a curated record. The coding region runs from base 29 to 4411 and encodes 1460 amino acids. NCBI's taxonomy places the organism in Eukaryota, Metazoa, Chordata, Mammalia, Artiodactyla, Suidae.